Messenger RNA from Dothidotthia symphoricarpi CBS 119687, 606 nucleotides. RefSeq lists its product as uncharacterized. The transcript has a single exon. The coding region runs from base 309 to 470 and encodes 53 amino acids. The record is from RefSeq and is a predicted model, not a curated record. NCBI's taxonomy places the organism in Eukaryota, Fungi, Ascomycota, Dothideomycetes, Pleosporales, Dothidotthiaceae.
CGCGAAGAGACGAACAUAGACCCAGUAGUACAAAUCCAGCAGAAAUCCAAAAACGCCAAUCCGAUAUCCGCCAAAGCAAAACUCCCAAUUUCGCCAUGUCAAUGUAACUACAUGCGUCAGCACAGUGCCAGCUGAUAAUCAACAAACCAUCUACUUACGUCUUUCCAUUCGUGUUCUCCUUCUGUAGGUUUCCCACCGGUCUCCCCCUAAUUCAUCUUCUGUACAGUCGUCCACGUCCUACAACAUUCCAACAUCCAAUGGUUGGAGCAAAACGGACAACUCGCAUCAAUCGCAACGCUAUUGUUGUCAUGGCCACAGGCACAACACUUCCACCUCUUGUCGUGGUAUUCCAAUUUGCACUGGGGGCACUGGGCGUGCUGACGCUGGCAGUCGCAACGAGGGCUGCGGUUUGGAUUGCGUCCGAAGCCGCAUUGGCAGCAGUAUACGACGUAGCCCAUGAUCAAGGUUGAUGGCGGAUAUAGUAGGGUGGUGGUCUUAGUCGAUGAGUAUCACAGGAGUUCCAGGAGGAUACGCUGGACUCGAAAGGUGGAUGAUAUUCAAAGUAUCCGGCGUUGGAGCAAGAACUUUAGCAGACGAAAAGUCCUG